Messenger RNA from Lindgomyces ingoldianus, 2516 nucleotides. RefSeq lists its product as uncharacterized. Bases 52 to 2463 code for a protein of 803 amino acids. Gene Ontology annotation, cellular component: mitotic spindle microtubule; HAUS complex. Gene Ontology annotation, biological process: spindle assembly. The transcript is spliced from 3 exons. Lineage: Eukaryota; Fungi; Ascomycota; Dothideomycetes; Pleosporales; Lindgomycetaceae. Gene Ontology annotation, molecular function: microtubule binding. The record is from RefSeq and is a predicted model, not a curated record.
GCCCACGUCUUGCCUCCCAAAUUUCUGUAUGUCUUACUACAUAGACAGGUCAUGUCCCACUCAACAUCGCAGCCCUCCUCCUCCGCCGCUACCUCUGCCACAACAAACUUAUCCCGCUGUCUGAGCAUCAAAACAACUGCCAAAUCGGCCCAAAACACCAACCCAUUCCCUCCCUCAGAUAUCAAACUCUUCGUGACAAAUCUCCGACUCCUGGACCUUGACUUGCGUGCCGAUUGGCCUAACAUUACCGUGCAAACAUUCUCCUCGAAGAAUGCAGAUCAGAAACAAAGAAUUGGCGGUGUGGAAUGGGCGCUCUUCCGGCUGCUUGAAAUCUGGGAUCCAGUAGAGACGAGCCAGAAACUCCAGCCCUUCUUUCCUCCCCUUGAACCCCUCCAAUCGCUCAACCUCCGCGCCGCCCUCUAUCGAUGUUUGAACGAAUUGAAGAAAAUUGGCAUCUUAGGCCGGGAAUCAGUGUUGCGGAAGACAAUGCUGGAUGAGUGCAAGGGCGAGAAGUUCUAUGAGAUACUGGCUCUCUUCUCCACAGCUGUUUUGAAAAAGCACUUGGCGGCUCAGAGACGCGCCAAGAGGCAGGCGGCGCCGGUCGCAAGGAAAUUAUCCACGGAUCCCGCACUCCCCAGAGACCAGCAAGCAUCAUUGUUGCCGUUAGCCAUAGCACAUAAGGCAGCGCUCACUAAUAUUCUAAGGAGAAAGCAUGAGAAACGAACGAGGUACACACAAUUCGACAGACUAUUGCAGGAGAAGGCAGCCACGCCUCGAUACCGGAAAUCAUCGAUCCCGCAGAACGACACGGCCGCAAUUAAGAAGCAAUUGAGGGACAACUGGAUUGGGAAUCAGAAAUGGCUCGACACCAUGUUGCAUGGAGAUGAUAUCCAAGUCGAGGAUGCCUUUUUGAACAGGCCAUUUAAGGAUGUAUGGAGGAUGGUGCAGAAUGGUCGCAAGCUACAGGAUGCUUCUCCGGAUACUGGUCUGCUAGAGAAUCUGCAAUCGAGGGUGCAGGAACAGCAAGCGAGGCUGCAGAAAUGGAAGAGGUUCCACGAAAAGCUGCGUGAGGAAGUCGAAGCACAACCACCCCCUCCCAGGACGCAGGCCUUGGAGGAGGCCUUCCGAUUCGACGAUCAUCUGAAGCUCCAAUUGCGUUCCACGAAACCGUCCGACAUGGAUCCUGUUCAGAGAAACCCUCUGAGCGUGGAAUAUCAAGACAUCAUUUCGGAGAUGGAAUCUGAGCUACUUGAGGUGUCCAAAGCAAGAAACAAUCGAUCCACCAUCACCCAUGUCACGCGCCGUGGCUCAUCGUUCAGUACCUCCCCAACCCGACGGAGGAAGUCGAGAUCAGAUUCAGCGUCCAAGAGACCUACAUCUUCACACACAGAGAAACUCACUAGACCGGCACCGCCGUCAAAAAAACAGUCUAAGGAGAGCAUGCCCCCACCAUCAUCUCGUCGUGAGCCUACAGCCACUCCAACCGACUCAGACGCCACGCUCGUCGGUCACCCAUCGAUAUCUCUAUCCCCACUGUCAAAUGCUACAGAAACGACAAUCCAGAAUCACUUCGAUGGUACCCAGGACACAUCUGAGCCUCUCCCAAUGGUCUCCACCCCCCCUCGCCUAGCCAUUCAAACCACGCAACCUCGCUCCCCUUCCCCUCCACCCUCCUCAUACUUCCCCUCCGAACCCCCAGUCCUCGAGCCCCCAUCUCUCAGCCACGAAGACUUACUCGCCGAACAAAUUCUCUCCUCCGUCGCCAACGCCACCCCGUCACCAGUCAAAAAACAACCUCGCCUCUCCCUCGUCGAGCGAACUCGCAUGUCCAUGGCUCAUGCCAACUCCUUCCCAUCCAUCGACGAAUCCCCGCCAGACUCCAAUCCACUCCCUUCUCUCUCCACAAUCGCAACAGCAGAACCCCCAGCCCCUCUCGACCGACGUACCUCGCUGCUCGAACGCACACGUCUAAGCAUGGCAGCGAUGUCGCAAAAUCCCCAGGCGGCACAACGGAAAAAAGAUAAGAGGAAAAGCUUGCGGACGUCUUUGUACCCAAUAAACCAAUUCGACACGCCUCGCAACCGGAAAAGCAUCCACGCGAUCGAGGAAGCGAGGAGUGGGGAGCGGACGCCGAAAGAGGAGCUGUUUAGCGAUGAAGUGGAUUAUGAGCGUGUUUUUAAGAGUCGGCCUAAGAUUGCGCAGAGUCCUGUUUUCUCGCCUGAGGAUGGGGAUCGGGACGCGGAGACUGGUAGCGAACAGUAUGACGAGGGUGAGGGGAAGGGAGGUGGUGAUCGUGAUGUGAGUAGUUUGGGAAUCGAUGAGGACGGAACUGAAGAUAUGUAUGAUGAAGGCGUCACUGGUGUGGAUCUAGCGGAUGUAGAUGCUGAUGAGGAUGAAGAUGGCUUUACGCAGACUUGGGAGAAUAGUCCUUCGAGAAGAGUGAGGGGGGGGCGAAGCACUUAGUGUACGGCGGUGCCAAUUCAUCCGACAAUUGUACAAGUCGAGGUUAUUUUCGG